AUGCGCAUUCGUCUCAUUGGCCCUAGUGGGCACAAGUCGGACUACCACUGUGCCACGCUGCUUGGGAACUGGCAGGAGGAACGAAUGACAUUUGGGCUGAAGGAUCCUGCAAAGGGGCCGCUGGAAACCCAGACGACGUAUUUGGCGUCGUACAAGGGCAGCAAGGACGAGGAGGAACUCUUCGCUGCGAAGCCCCCUGGCUGUUUUUGCGCUGAGGCACCAGUGCAGCUUCUCUUUUACCACGGCGACAUUGCUGCGCCGCCGCAAAAUCAACUCACCGUACACGAGCUCAGUUACACCCAUCCGACAAUGGACGCCACAGCGAACUCACUUAAAGCGAUCCUUGAUGAAGAAGGCAUA
Molecule: messenger RNA, 360 nt
Organism: Trypanosoma rangeli
Lineage: Eukaryota; Euglenozoa; Kinetoplastea; Trypanosomatida; Trypanosomatidae
Exons: 1
Source: RefSeq, a predicted model, not a curated record